AACCGUCACAUGGCCGAACCGGGUCCACGGCGGCUAUUUAAGGGGCGGCCGCGAGCCUUCAGCACCACUUCGCUGUCCACGGUCCCGAGGAGCGCACACGCACACACCCGACGACGAACGGCGCGCCGGCUUCGACUUCAACCGCACUGACCAACCCGUUUGCAAACAUGCCGCGGUCUUUUCUCGUGGAUUCCUUGAUUUUAAGGGAGGCCAACGACAAAGGGACGGAGAGUAACGCGCCUCUAUUCCCGUACGCCGUGCACUCGCCGCACCACGCGCACGGACUGCCGGGCUCCUGCCACUCCAGGAAAGCCGGGCUGCUGUGCUUCUGCCCGCUGUGCAUGGCCGCCUCCCAGCUCCAUCCCUCUCCCCCGGCGCUGCCGCUGCUCAAGACGUCCUUCCCUCCCUUCAGCUCCCAGUACUGCCACUCGGCUCUAACCCGGCAACACUCUUCAUCCAACAGCGUCAGCCUCAGCCACGGAGCGGGGAUUUACCAGGCCGCCUACACGGUGCCGGAUCCGCGGCAGUUCCACUGUAUCUCUAUCGAAAACAGCAACGGCAAACUUCAGAGCAGCAAGCGCAUGCGCACCGCCUUCACGAGCACACAGCUUUUGGAGCUGGAGCGCGAGUUCACGUCCAACAUGUACCUCUCCAGACUGAGGCGCAUCGAGAUCGCCACGUACCUGAACUUGUCCGAGAAACAGGUGAAAAUCUGGUUCCAGAACCGCAGGGUGAAGCACAAAAAGGAGGGGAAGAGCAGCGGCCAAAGGACUGGAUCACAUAACUGCAAAUGUUCCUCAUUGUCGGCCGCGAGAUGCUCAGAGGAAGAGGAGGAUGACAUUCCCAUAUCGCCCUCGUCUUCCGAAAAGGAGGACGUGGACCUUUCCGUCUCCCCAUGAACUCUCUUCAGCUUCGUCUCUGAAAGAUUUUGGUCCUCGUGAUUUUAAAUACAGCCAAAAAGGACUGUUCCACCUGUGUUCAGUCGCCUGUACAUAGACAGAGAAUAUUUAAUCAGGGACUUGCCCUGAAACAUUGUAUAGCUGUAUACAUGUUGUACGUUUUGUAUGUAGUUUUUUUCUGAAAACGGUCAAUUUGUUGUUGUCAAUCGGAUAAACACGAGAGGCACAUUUGUAAAAACAAACCCAAAUGACGAAAACAAUAUCAACAUUGUUUAUUAGUAACUUUGGGAGUAUUUUGCAUAAAUGGCGAAUACUGGUUAGAUUCAUUCUAUGUGGAUGGAACUGUGACUUAAAACGUGGAACUCGCAAGAGAAAUUCCUUCACUGUCACGUCACCGAGAUCACUCUGAAAUUUUAUCGUCAGUGUAAUUGAAGAAUAUUUAUUUAUUUAAAAAUGUUGAUACUUAAAUAAAAAUAUUUCUGAGCCGUAGACAA
Betta splendens (Siamese fighting fish) is the source of this 1393-nucleotide messenger RNA. It is a transcript of the gene gsx1, whose product is annotated as GS homeobox 1. Gene Ontology annotation, molecular function: DNA-binding transcription factor activity, RNA polymerase II-specific; sequence-specific double-stranded DNA binding. NCBI's taxonomy places the organism in Eukaryota, Metazoa, Chordata, Actinopteri, Anabantiformes, Osphronemidae. The record is from RefSeq and is a predicted model, not a curated record. The transcript is spliced from 2 exons. Gene Ontology annotation, biological process: regulation of DNA-templated transcription. Gene Ontology annotation, cellular component: nucleus. The coding region runs from base 168 to 899 and encodes 243 amino acids.